Diabrotica virgifera virgifera (western corn rootworm) is the source of this 9950-nucleotide messenger RNA. RefSeq names its product acetylcholinesterase-like. Gene Ontology annotation, molecular function: acetylcholinesterase activity. Gene Ontology annotation, biological process: choline metabolic process; acetylcholine catabolic process. The record is from RefSeq and is a predicted model, not a curated record. Lineage: Eukaryota; Metazoa; Arthropoda; Insecta; Coleoptera; Chrysomelidae. The transcript has 6 exons. Gene Ontology annotation, cellular component: plasma membrane. Bases 200 to 2602 code for a protein of 800 amino acids.
UUUUCACUUUUCACUAUCUCGUAGUACGUUAUAUGAAGUGUAAAUUCAAUAGCACAUCAAUAGAUAAAUACGUAUUUACUCGAGGUAUUUGCAAAAUAGGAACAUCGGGGUUUACGUGUUAGCCCUACAAUGCGAGAAAAAAUGCCGCCAUUAGCCUCAUACUGUUGACAAUUAUUUUGUUCUGUUACAGAAACAGGCAAUGAUGUUACCUUGGACGAUAUAUCUUCUGACAAGUCUUCUCGUCCCGCCAUGUUUGCCAACUCCACAUCGAGGACGUCAUCAUCCCUCGGAACCACAUGCCGAAGCCUAUCACAUAUCACGUGACCCCUUCGAUCCUCACAGGGACUCGGAGGAGUUUAGAAGAGAUGCCACUGACGAUAAGCGGGAGUUCACAAGAAGAGACUCUACCGAGGAAGAUCCUCUAAUUGUUAUAACUAAAAAGGGCAAAGUAAGGGGUAUGACAGUAACGGCUGCAACCGGUAAAAAGGUGGAUGCAUGGUUAGGCAUUCCCUACGCCCAGAAGCCAAUUGGAAAUUUAAGAUUUCGUCACCCACGCCCAAUAGAGAAAUGGGAGGGUGUUCUAAAUACUACUGAACAACCCAACUCCUGUGUACAAAUCAUAGAUACCGUAUUUGGUAAUUUUGCGGGUGCCACUAUGUGGAAUCCAAAUACACCUUUAAAUGAGGACUGUCUGUAUAUAAAUGUAGUGGUGCCGAAACCGCGACCUACGAAUGCUGCUGUAAUGGUGUGGAUAUUUGGUGGGGGAUUUUACUCGGGUACAAAUACUUUAGAAGUCUACGACCAUAAUAUUAUAGUCUCAGAAGAAAAUAUUAUAUUAUGUUCUAUGCAAUACCGCGUCGCUUCCUUAGGGUUCCUAUACUUUGGUACUUCCGAUGUUCCAGGCAAUGCUGGUAUGUUUGACCAAAUGAUGGCACUACAAUGGAUCAAGGAUAAUAUUGCUGCCUUUGGUGGAAAUCCUAAUAAUAUAACUUUAUUUGGUGAAUCUGCGGGAGCUGUAUCAGUAUCCCUUCACCUUCUUUCGCCAUUAUCUAGAAAUUUAUUUUCGCAAGCUAUAAUGCAGAGCGGUAGUCCUACCGCUCCUUGGUCGAUAAUCUCAAGAGAAGAAAGUAUCCUUAGAGGUCUCAGAUUAGCAGAAGCUGUCAGUUGUCCUCACGAUAGAAAUGAUUUAAGCUCAGUUAUCGACUGCCUUAAGAAGAAAGACCCCGUUGAACUUGUCAACAACGAAUGGGGCACAUUAGGAAUAUGUGAGUUUCCCUUUGUGCCUGUAAUUGAUGGAGCGUUUUUAGAUGAGCAUCCAGUAAGAGCUCUAGCUAACAAGAAUUUCAAGAAAACUAAUAUAUUACUCGGUUCUAACACAGAAGAAGGAAACUAUUUUAUUAUAUACUACUUGACAGAAUUGUUUCGUAAUGAAGAAAAUGUUUACGUGAAUAGACAAGAAUUUUUGCGUGCUGUCACCGAACUUAACCCUUACGUUAAUGCAGUAGCAAGACAAGCCAUUAUUUUCGAGUACACUGAUUGGUUGAAUCCAGAAGACUCUGUAAGCAACCGAAAUGCACUAGACAAGAUGGUGGGAGAUUAUCAGUUUACUUGCAAUGUUAACGAGCUAGCUCAUCGAUACGCAGAAACUGGUAACAAUGUAUAUAUGUAUUAUUACAAGCACAGAAGUGUAGCCAAUCCUUGGCCUUCUUGGACAGGUGUGAUGCAUGCCGAUGAAAUAAAUUAUGUCUUUGGUGAGCCGUUGAACCCAACUAAAAGCUACACCGCUCAAGAAGUUGAUCUCAGUAAACGUAUUAUGCGAUAUUGGGCCAAUUUCGCUAAAACAGGUAACCCCAGUUUAAGUCCGAACGGCGUCUGGACACCGACUUUCUGGCCAUUGCACACAACGUAUGGAAGAGAGUAUCUUACUUUAGACGUCAAUUCAACUGCGACCGGUAGGGGGCCCAGACUCAAGCAGUGUGCCUUUUGGAAAAAGUACCUACCUCAGCUGCAGCAAAUGACGGGUGAGUUAAUAGAAAAAGCAGAGAGGUUUUCAGUGCAGAAUGAAUAUUAUAUGGAGUUGUAUAAAUCGAAAGGACGGACACACAAUACCACUAACAGUACCACGAAUAACACACCUGCGAGCUGUACAACUGAAAAUGUAUCGGAAAAUACAACUCCAACUAGUACUAUUGAGCCUUACGCAGAAAUUAUUGAAAAUACAAUUGAAAUAGAAAAUGAAAAUGAGCUCAGCAAAUCUGGAAAUAAUGUUUCAACCGGUGUAGCGAAUGUUUCAUCAGAUUCAUUAUAUCUCACUACAGAAAAUAGUAGCGAAAGUACAACUGAAACAAAAAAUAAGUUCAGCAAAUCUGAAAAUGUUACAGCUGGUAUAACAAUUAUUACAACAGAUAACUCAAUAUAUGUCUCUACAGAAAAACACUUAGAAGAUAGUAGCGAAAAAGAAAUUUUAAGCAAUAUUAUUCCCAAAAGUACAAAUAGAACAAAACUCAAAAAACCUAAUUUAGAUCUUACUAAUGUAGGUUUAAAUUUUAAUAAAGACCGCAUAAAAAAUAAGACUGAUACUGGCAGCCAGUUGACGUUGUGAAUCGAUACUGGCAGCCCGAAUUUUCAUUUCUUCAAAGAUAAUCAUAUAUGCGCUCUCUGAUGAUAACCUAAUAAGGUUUGAAACCGGUUAGGCUGCUUGUGAUGCUCUCUGAACGACCUGAAAUAUAAGACGGCUCUUGUUUAUUUUUACAAUGAAAUGAUGAUUUCAUUUAUUAUUUUAUUACGAAAUAAAUUUUACCGCGCUGGACAGGCUAGAAAUGAGAUGCAACUUUUAGAUCUCCCUCAACCUUCUUUGCUCCAGCAAUUCGUUGGUUUGCAAAUUUUAGCAACCACUAAGGUGUUGCCAGAAAAUUGGUCCCAAUAAAGUUUUAUUUUUGAUAUUAUUUUAAUUUUAUUAAAAAGAAAACUUUCGUUUAAUUUUUAUUAUGUUUUAUUUUUUAUUUAUACUAAAGCUAACUACUUUUUUCUAUAUCACCCUGUAUUUUCAAUAAAGAACUGUCUAGUAUUAAUAGGCAAAAAACCGUUAUAAAAAUUAGACAACAAUUCUCUCUUCGGUAUUGUAGUCCAAGUGAUGAAGCUUACAAUAGAACAAAACCUCGCAAUUUUUACAGAAUGCAUCGAUUUGCUUGAAAAUUUGAGAAUAAGUAGUGGAUAGUCCAAGUAUCAAAAUCUAUAUGAUGUCGAAAGGCGCUUUUACUAUGGGGGUGGUUGCCACCCCAUCUCGGGGGUGGAAAUUUUUUAUUAUAUUUAGACCGCAAAAGUUGAUAAAAACAUUUAUUCUAAGCAAAAAACGUUUUAUACAUUUUUUUGAUAAAAUCAAUACUUUUCCAUUUAUUUGCUAUCGAACGAAAGUGUUAGUUUUAUAUCGAAAAAAUAAAUGUUUUUAUUUAAUCAGUUUUCUGCUAAUGACUCAAAAAGUUUUCGUUUUAUCAAAAUAACUUUGCUUAACAAAAAUGUACCUUUUGAAAAAAUAAACAAAUCUGUUUUUUUUAGUUUUUUUUAAACCAAUAGUAAUCGAGCUAUACUUUUUUAUAUGUUAGCUCUUAAUGGGAAAUAAGUCACAAUUUUACCAAAAAAAUGAUUUUAUUAACGUUUCGAAGCCCAAAUCGGGUUUCGUUGUCAAAAUACAAAAUACUAUCUCAGUGGCGUAGCCUAGUGGGGGCGGCAGGGGCGGCCCGCCCCGGGCGGCACUUUUUAGGGGCGGCAAAAUUUAACAAUAAAUAAUAAAAAUAUUUUGUAAAUAUUUGAACCAUUUUAUAUUUUUAUCGCAACUGCAAAUUCGGACCGAUUGAAAGGAGCACGGAAUUUUUCAUUACUUAUUUUGUGACGAAUUCGGGAAAUUCCUUUUCUUUGAAUGAUAUUUAUUGCGACUGGCAACAACGUCUAUAUUGACUUGCGGGAAUUCCCCGUUUAUGAAUAACAAUCAGCACAACUUUUUUCGGCACUUUAGAACGUUGCUAUUCUUUUUUUUUUUUUUUUUUUUUUUUUUUUUUUCUCAUCGACACAUCGUUGGGAAGUUCUGAUAGCAGCUACAGGCAAAAGAAGGAUUCAAGACACGCGGUGGAGUGCAAGAGGCUAUGCCGUAAAUGUGACCUUGCAUCAUUACAAAGACAUUCUCGUCACUUUGGAAAAACUGACAGAGGAAGGUGAAAGCUUAAACACUAGAACAGAUGCAGGUGCUUUACUAGUUUCGAUGCAGUCAUUUUCCUUUCUUUGUUUUUUGGGCCUAUGGCAACCGGUGCUACAUGAAGUGAAUGAUGCACAAAAUUAUUUACAAACAAGGGGACUUGACAUAAGAUUUUGCGCUCAGAAAGUAAAUGCUUUGCAGAUGAUAUUGACAGAGAAAAGAGAGAAAUGGGCAAAAUGGCGCUGUAGGUUAUGCAAAAAAUAUGUGUGAAGAACUUGGAAUUUCCAUAAAACCUAGGAGGCGCAUAACAAGAAAGCAUAUUUUCGAUGACAGAAAAAUGAGUUGAGACGAAAGUUGUUUUCUUCGUUAGAUAGAGUUAUUGUAGCAAUUCGUGAGCAUUUUCAACAGCAACAACACUGAAUGUAAUCUAGACUACGCAUCUGACGAAAUUGACGAGCAGGGUUUCAACCUGGAAAAACUUCGACUGCGGACUUUCGUUGCUGCUACAGGCAACAAAAUUGAUUAAUACAUACUCACUUGAAUUAUUUAAAUUUAUUGUUAAAUCCAAGCUGGAAGAUACUCUGCCCAAUAUUUUAAUAAUGAUCCGAAUAUUUUUCAUAGUUGCUAUAAGCAAUGCCAGCUGUGAAAGGAGUUUUUCAAAACUGAAAAUCAUUUUUAUGAUCGACAAUGAGUACUCUAAGACUAACUAAUUUGGCUAUUUUGUUUAUUGAGCAAGAGGUGUGUGAUGCGAUAGACAUUGAUGGUGCAAUAAAAGACUUUGCUCUUAAAAAAAGUAGACGUCUAAAUUUUUAAUUGAAGACGGAAGUUUUGUUUUUAAUUCUAACAAAAAUACUCAUAUUACUUUUCAAUAAAAAUAAAAAUAUAACAUUAUAGUAUCGUUCUAGUUCUAAUUAAAAAUUGAUUUUAUUUAAUUUUGUCGACCGUCAAGGUGUACCCAAUCUUAAGUGAUAGGUAAUAAGUUAUAUCAAUAUAUAUAAUUGGUUAAAGUAAAAGCAUUUUUGUAUUAAUAAACGUGAUUGUAAAACUUAGAUAAACUUUUUUAUUUAAAAUCCGACCUAUACAGGGUGUCCCGAAUAGAUUGGUCAUAAAUUAUACCACACAUUCUGGGGUAAAAAAUAGUUUGAUUGAACCUAACUUACCUUAGUACAAAUGUGCUCAUAAAAAAAGUUACAGCUCUUUGAAGUUACAAAAUGAAAAUUGAUUUUUUUCAAUACAUCGAAAACUAUUAGAGCUUUUUUAUUGAAAAUGAACAUGUAUCAUUCGUAUGGCAGGUACAUCUUAAAACAAAAUUAUAGUGAAAUUUGUCCACCCCAUAAAAAUUUUAUGGGGGUUUUGGUAACUUUUAAAACUUUUUUGCCUCCUAGUAUUUUUUCAAUAAGCCAGUUUUUAUCGAGAUGCGGCUUCUUUUUUAAUAUAUUUACAUAAAAAUUUUAUGGGGGUUUUGUUUCUUUAAACCCCCCAAAUGUUUGUGUACGUUCCAAUUAAACUAUUAUUGUAGUAUCAUUAGUUAAACACGGUGUUUUUAAAACUUUUUGCCUCUUAGUCUUUUUUUGAUAAGUCACAUUUUAUUGAGAUGUGGCUUGUUUUUGAAAAUAUACCUAAAAGUGUAAAUUAUAAAUAAAUUUUCAGAUCAUUAACAGGUCUCUAUAAUCGUACUUAACCAUAUAUACAAAAAUAUGUGGUGGAUUCGAAAAAUAUUCAAAAUAUCUCGAUAAACACCGGCUUAUCGAAAAAGUAAUAAGGGGCAAAAAGUUUUAAAAACAGUUUGUUGAACUAAUGGUGCCACAAUAAUAAUUUAAUUGCAACGGGCACAAAAGUUUGGGGCGGUUUAAGGGAACAAAACCCCCAUACAAUUUUUAUCGGGUGCACAAAUUUGGCUUUAAUAUUUUUUAAGAUGUUGCUGCCAUAAGAAUGCCACAUGUCUAUUUUCAAUAAAAAAUCUCUAAGAGUUUUCGAUAUAUGAAAAAAAGUCGAUUUUCAUUUUGUAAUUUCAAAGGGCUGUAACUUUUUUUGUGUACACUAUUGUAUCUAGGUAAGUGAGGUUCAAUCAACUUAUUUUUGACCCCAGAAUCUGUGGUAUAAUUUAUGACCAAUCUUUUCGGGACACCCUGUAUAAUGCAAAAUAAUGAUGACUGUUCUUGACGAAAAAUUCUCUAUAAUUAAUGUAUGUAAUGUUAUACAAUAAAUUAAAAUACCUAAAUAAGAGGGCGGCAAAAUUGUCUUUCGCCCCGGGCGGCCGACACUCACGCUACGCCACUGUACUAUCUACUAAAAUAAACAAAAACGUUGUUGCUAAGUAAAAAAAUUCUUCUAAUAACUUAUUUAAUCUGACUCAUUUAUAUUGGCAAUUCAGACGUAUAUUAUACAUUUUAAAGUAGAAGACUUUAAAAUGAUCUCGCCAAUAUUUAUGAGUUGGGUUUCUGGGACGACUUUACUUAAAGAUAGUUCAUUAGAUUACAUGAAAUCAAUCCCAACUCAAGAAUACCCAUCACAAAAAAAUCAUAGCAUGUGAUCUGUCUUUAAAAAGACAACCAAAUGCAACGAUGACAGUAAAAUUCUCGCGGUAGAGAUUCCAUAGUAAAUCAUUCCAUAAAAAUGCCACAAUAAAAUAGCUUCAGAAGAACAUGUUCUCUUCUUCGUCAAAAAUGCUAAAUAUUGUAGAUUCAAAGUCAAACGACGAGAAAACUAUGCAUUUUUCGAGGGUAACUCGUUGAAACUAAUUUAAAGUAUUUAAAAAUAUCUAUCUCUAAAAAUAAAAAAAAGUCUCUAGCUCAAAAAUUAAGUAACUUAUCAUAAAAAGAAUGUCAGUCCCUAUUUUUUUUCAGCAAAAAAUUUAUCGGAAACAACCCCUUAUCACCAGCCCAAUUAACAUUAGUCAUUGACCCUAUUUGGCCUUCUUUAUUUAUGUAUUAUUAAUAGGUUCUAGACUAAAAGUUUGACCGGCUUAAAAUUAUUAGUUUUUAAUAAAAUGGAGUUCAAAGCGAAUAUGUAAUUAAUUUUUGUAAUUUGGUAAAAAAUUCCCUUUUCUUCGGAAUAGAAAGAUUAGCAUCAGAGAUACGAAAAAAUGUUGAAAUAUGAAAUUGUAGUUAAUUUAAUUCCCAAGAACAUGGUAUGCAGAAAUUUUUCCUACGGCAAAAAUUAAGUGAGCUAUUGACAAUUAAAACUUGUAAUAACAUGCAAAAACCACCUUUACCAACUCUUUCAAAGUCACCUCUUUUUAAGACUGAGGAUUUUAAAAAGAAUUAAUAUUAAUAGCCUUAUAAAUCUCAUAAAAGCCUAUAAAACUCUUUAUCACCAAACUUUCUAAGAUAAAAAAAUAAAAAGUUGCGGUUAAAAAAUCAAUAUAUUUUUUUGAAAAAAAAAAGAAAUCCAAUUGGAAGCAUAAUAAUGUAAGUUAGCGGUGUUUUAGUCAUUGGCCGUAUUCAUUCUUCUUUAUUUAUGUAUUAUUAAUAGAUUCUAGACGUUUUACUGGCUUAUAAUGAUUAGUUUUAAAAAAACUGGAGUUAAAACGAAUAACGAAUUUUUGUAGUUUGGUAAAAAAUGCCAUUUUCUUCAGAAUAGAAAGAUUAGCAUCAGAGAUACGAAAAAAUGAUUCAAUAUGAAAUUGAGAUUAUUUAAUAUUCAAGAACUUGGUCUGAAAUAUUUUUUCUGUUGCACAAAUUGAGUGAAUUGUACAUGAGUACCUAUACCAAAAAACAUUGAUUUCUUAGCUAUAAAACUAACACUUUCGAUAGCGAAUAAAUCGAAAUCUAUUAAUUUUAUCAAAAAACUGUAUAGAACAUUUUUUGCUUAGAAUGAAUGUUUUUAUCAACUUUUGCGGUCAAAAUAUAAUAAAAAAUUUCCAACCUCAAGAUGGGGUGGGAACCACCCCCAUAGUAAAAGCGCCUUCGGCAUCAUAUAGAUUUUGAUCCUUGGACUAUCCACUACUUAUUCUCAAAUUUUCAAGCAAAUCGAUCCAUUCUGUAAAAAUUGCGAGGAGAAAAGCUUGAGUUUCUCGACUAUUGAUUUUGCUGUUCACACAUAAAAUUCUACUGAGUUAAAAAAAAUUAUUUAUCAAUGGUUUUAAAUUUUUUCAACAGAAAAAUAAAUUUUUAUCGUUCAUAAACUUUGAGAAAGCGUUUGAUUGAAUAAGACCUGAUCUACUAUUAAAACAAUUGCAAGAAGUCGAUUUAGAUAGGAGAGCAGGUUCCACGUCCGCAGAAGUAGAAAUUAGGAAGAGAGUUAGACAGGGACGUGUUUUGUCACUCCUGCCAUAUAAUCUUUAUUCUGAGUUUCUAUUUAAGCAUACACUGGAAGAUUUAAAGAAUAUAUUCAAGGUGAAUGACGUAAAUAUCAACAGCAUCAGAUACGCAGAUGAUACGGUAUUAAUUGCGGAUUCCGACUUGGAUCUACAACGACCCAUCGACAGAACCAAUUUAAUCUGUGAGAAAUUUGAUAUUAAAAUAAACGUUAAGAAAACCAAAGUGAUAUCAAGCUGAAGAAAGUAGAAUGUAGCUCAACCUUGCAAACUAAACUGGCACAUUUUACAACAGGUCGAUAAAUUUAAGUACCUGGUGUGUUUGAUCGAAUGCAGCCUAAAUCUUGAUCUCGAAAUAAGAUCGAGAAUAGAAAGGCUAGAAAAUCCUUCAGAAAAAUCAAAAGACUGGUAUGUGAUUCUCAAAUAAAACUCGAAAUUAGACUACGUUUGUCGAAAUACUACGUCUGGUCGACUCUUCUCUGUGCAGUUGAUACAUGGACACGUAAAACAUCAACCGUAAAUAAAUUGGAGGCCUUUGAAACGUGGAUCGACCAGAAAAUACUCCAAAUUUCAUGUAUAUCGCAUACCUCAUAGGAAGAAGUAUAGAAUAGGUAGAGAACUUUUCAACACGAUGAAAGUUAGAAAAACAUCUUUCCUAGGCCACAUACUAAGGAAUAAUAAGUACCAACAUGCUCAACUUAUAGUGAAAGGAAAGAUCGAGGAAAGAGAACUAGGAAGAAAAAGCCUAAGAAACAGCCGACAAUGGACAGGGACAAAUUUUGAACAGCUAAUACGAACAACUGAAGACGGACAAAAGUUUUCAAUUGUAGUAGCUCAAACUAAAGCAGAGAUACGAUAGGUCUGGAUCCCGCGUAUGACAAAAAAGUUAAUUAAUAGCAAGCUGAAAAUUUGUUAAUAGCUUAAGGGUGUCUAGUCGGACAAACUUUGAUAUAUAGGAACAUUGGAACAGGGGAAGUUUUAAUUGUGGAACAGGUUAAAAAUUUGGAACAGUCAGACUACGAAAACGUCACAUGUAUUUUGUCCGACAGAACUUCCAAUUGAUUUGUUACCCUUUCAUUAAACUCUCAUGCAAAAAUCAGGCUGCUAUUUAUCACCAAAUGGGAAUUAUAAUGAGUGGAACACGUAGAAUAUGUUAAAUGACAGGUUAAAUGACAGGAAUUAUGACAGGUGAUAAAUAGCAGUCUGAUGUUACCUGUUAUGUUAAAAUGUUAAAACCAUUUUAAAUAGAAAAAAAGCAAUUACUUUAUAGCAGUUUGCUCAAAAAGGAAAAAAGUAGUUUGUGUCUGUACAUAUUUCUAUUUUAUUUCGAUUUUUUACAUCUCAUUUUUAUUUUGUAAACAGUAUUUCUGUUACUAUUAUGUUUAAAAACAAUAUUUUGUUUUGAUUGUAAACAUCAUCAUCACAUCACUUACUCUGAAUGCAUGUUUCAGCUUAUUGCACUUAUGAUUUGUAAAGAAUAAUAAAUUAUUUUAAAAAAUUAAA